AGAGAUUCGGGCUACGACUCCCUCCAUCUCCGGCUAAGUGUUCUGGACAGACUGGUGCAUACACAUGCUGUGUGGUUACAGCUGUGUCUCAGCCACCAGGAUGCCACCGUCAUGCUACAGAACCAGUCCACAGGGGUGAGGGAACAGCAGCGACUGCGGCUUCUUGUAUUCAAUGCUUUCACUCUUUUUUCAAAGUUCACCAAGCACACAUAGAAACAGUAAACACAACACCAGAAACAAAAUGCAAUACAGUACAACACCAUAAACCCCAUCCUCCUUCAUCACUCCUACAAUUUCCUCUUCAACACUUCUGAUAGAAAUCUGGAAAUACAAGAGGCUGGAACACCAUAUUUGUCUUUGUGUAUUUAAUAAGGGUCUUUCUGCAGAAAGGAUCAACACAGAGAGCCACAAGGAUCUCAGCGAAGAUGCAGGACAGUCAAAUACAAUGAUCUUAUAUAGGAUGACUAAGGCUAUCUCUCUCAGCCAAUCCAGACUGGUUCUGAAGGCCCAGGGAGAGAUUUAUCUAAACACAGACAACUGAUUUACAUGUGUUGCCUUUGGAGAUAAGCACAUGAUUGAUUGAUUGAUUGAUAUACAUUCAGUUCUUUGGGAAGUCUAAAGGGUCUGACAGUUUUCAGGUCAUACAUAGUUCAGACCAUUAAAAACAGAGGGUCAUACAUUCUUUGGAGAGUUUGUAAAUGUAUGUAGAUAUACAGAUCAUAAAACUUACUUUUAGACCAUAACAUAGGUUUCAGCCAGACUUAGUUAUUUUUCCACCACAAGUAUAUAACAAACAAUGAGAGCAGAUUACUAUGUUUCUCAAUAGAUCAGAAGAUUUAUGUAUGUUUGGUAGAGUUGUUGUGAUAAGGUGCGCAGAUACCUAUAGCCUUAAAAAAAGGCAUGUCCAGAAUUAUAUUAUAAACCCUCUUUUGUUAGGAAUUCUGAUAAAGAAUGGCCACUCAUUUUUUCCUUUUCAAUCAAUCAAUCAAAUUUUUUUGUAUAGCCCAUAUUCACAAAUUACAAUAUGUAUCAUAGGGCUUUAACAAGGAGUGACAUCCUCUGCCCUUAAUCCUCAACAAGAGUAAGGAAAAACUACAUUUUAAGAGGGUAAAAAUAACGUCUCCACAUAGGCUUGAGUGGAGAAUACGUAAUUUACCCUCGACACCCGACAUUUAACGGAGCAAACAGCGAAGUUCUUCAACAUGGAUGACAUUAAAUUAAUAAUUGAAGUGGAGAAGUGCAGUGAGUUGUAUGAUCCUCGGAACAUGUUGUAUAAAGACAACACCAAGGAGGACACAUGUUGGGACGAUGUUGCUUAAUGUUGGAGCAACAAGUAAGUAUAUGCUUUUAAUCUACUGGAUCAAUGGGUGAUAUUAUUAGCGCUGCCCGGCGGUUCAGCGUCGCUUCAGUGUCCGGUGUGAAUAGCCAAGCGCCGGCGGGAUAGGGAUUAGCGCGGUGCUUUGGCGUCGCCUCCACGUUCUGUGUUCCUCUUUCAAAAUGAAUGCGCUGUCGAUGUCUUCUAAAACAGACUCAAUGGCAGCAUCUACACAUCUCAGCUCUCCAGCGGCAGGCAUCUUUGUUGAAAACGAAUUCAACCCAAGGGAUGACGUGGUUGAUUACGUUACCGUUGAUCAGCUGUCCAUCAUCGUAUAAAGCCCGCCCUGACAAUCUGAUUGGCCCGGUCGGGCAUAAUUUCUCCUCAACGGAGCGACUCCAGACCGAACUUCCCGACCUAAAAUAUGUUUGUGGUGAGGAAGUCAGCCAGUCUGCAGAGGAAAGUUAUAUCUCUUCGGAUGGACAAAGACUCUGCAGUUCCUGUCAAAGACUUCCCUGUGAAGGAGAGCCAGUACACUUUCUCUCUGGAGGGAUCAGGCCUGAGCUUUGCAGACCUUUUCCGUCUUGUGGCUUUCUGCUGCAUCAGCAGGGAUGUGUUGCCCUUCACUCUGAAGCUUCCAGAGGCUAUCGCUUCAGCCAGAACAUCUGCAGAUCUUGAGGAGGUUGCUAAACUUGGAUCAGGCUUCUGGGCCGCUCAGUUGUGCCAUAGGAGAAAGGUCUUGUUGUCAGGGGAAGGAGCUCCCAACAGACCACCUUCUACUACUCAGGGACCAGUCUCCUUCGCUGCGGCCCCAGAGCGCCCACAGCUUCAAACUCGCACCCCAUCUGAGCUUGAGUGCUGCCAAUCUAACGGAGCGCUGUGUUUCAUCAACCCCCUCUUCAUAAAGGUCCACCAACCAGACGGCGAUUCAAGUGCCACCGCCUCUGGCAUAGCAAAGCAGGUGCAGAGGGAGGAAUCUAUUAGCAACAACGGAGAAACCAGCCAGAAUACUCAGCCCUGUUGUGGCAGCAGUCCUCAGGUCUGCAGCUCAAAUCACAGUGACAGAAGCCAGUCGGGUCAAAGCGAACUGCACAGCCUCCUCAGAAACACAGAGCUACAAGCAGAUAACAGUCAAGCCAACUGCGGUCAGAAGCUAACUGUGUCUCGGGCCCCACCCCUUCGUCCACCUCUACCAAGCUCUGUGUCACGGCGCUCAGCCCCCCCUGUCAGACAGCGCAGCAUGCCAGAGAAGAUCUCCUGGAUCAACAUCCCCAAGGAGAAGGUUGAGGAGAGAGAGAGGGGCAGCAGCCUCCUGUCUCGUCUGGGCUCCUCACUAAGCAUCAGCCCUUCAUCCUCCCCUCCCAAGAGAUUCAACAUCAGCUCCCCUAUAUCCAUCUCCCGGCCCUCCCUGCCCCUUUCUCUAACUUCUCUCUCCUCCUCUCCACGUCGGGGCAAGUUGUCACCAUCAUCCAGCCAGGAGGAUGCUCAGUGCCACUUGGCACUGGAGGAGCAGACUAUUGAGAAGGCCCUCAUGCGGGCCAAACUGUCUCAGUGUAAUGCUACCAAAACCACUGUUCAAGUGUCCAGCAGUGCUCCAGAACAUUCAAUGAUGACAACCAGCAAGCAGGCAGAAAAGCAGCGAGAAGAAGAAGAAGCAGGUGAGGAAUGUAGUGGAGGUGGCCAGCGGCUGAGCGACAUGAGCCUCUCCACUGAUUCAUCAGAUUCUUUGGAUUUCUAUCAGUCCUCAGCAUUCUUCCUUCCUCCUCUGCAUGACCCUAGCCUCCCUACUGAGGCUGAAUUUAACACACACCUCCCCCUCUCCCUCCCCCCAUCCCAAUUGCCUUAUGGCAGCAUGGAGGAGGAAGAUGAUGAUGAUGAUGACAACGAGGAUGAAGAAGAGCAAGACUAUGGCGUCAGCCUUGAGAGUGAUCAAGACCAGGACCUGACUAUGGUGCCUCCCGGACAUCGCACAAAUCGUCGCCCAAGUGCCAGCGCUUUGGUCCUCCAAAAGGCCCUGCGAGGGCAACUGCGCAAGAUGAGCGGAGUUUUCCACUCACUGCUGACGCCUGAGAAGAGGGCGAUCCGCAGGGUUGUAGAGCUGUCCAGGGACAAAGGAUCAUACUUUGGCUGUCUGGUGCAGGACUACCUGAGCUACAUGGGAGAGGGUGCAGGCACCCAAGCCUGGCAGGGCUACGCCUCUGGACUUGAGCUGCUGCAGACUCUCCGCCAGUUUAUUACUCAAAUGAAGAGCUACCUGAUACAGAGCUCCGAAAUGGAGCCGCCAAUUGAGAGCCUAAUUCCUGAAGAUCAGAUCGACCGGGUCCUGGAGAAAGCCAUGCACAAGUGCGUGCUGAAGCCUUUAAAGCCGGUAGUGAGUGCGGCCCUGCAGGAGUUCCAGGUAAGCAGUGGAGCAUGGCAGGAGCUGCAGGAGAACUUGUCACUGGCCAAGGCACGGCAGCCGCAAGAUGUGGGUGUCGAAGAUAUGCUGCCCCCGGAUCACGUGGCUAUUGAGAAGAUCAAGCACAAGUUCCAGACCAUGUGUAAGCUGUACUCUCCAGAGAAGAAGGUUACACUGCUGCUGAGAGUGUGCAAACUCAUCUACACCAUCAUGGAGGACAAUUCAGGUCGUCUAUAUGGUGCUGACGACUUCCUGCCGAUGCUCACCUAUGUUUUGGCCCAGUGUGAUAUGCCUCAUCUGGACAAUGAGAUACUUUACAUGAUGGAGCUGCUGGACCCUUCACAGCUUCAUGGAGAAGGUGGUUACUAUCUGACCAGCGCCUAUGGAGCGAUGUCCCUGAUCAGAAAUUUCCAGGAGGAGCAAGCUGCUCGAGUCCUGAGCUGUGAAACCAGACACACACUUCACCAGUGGCAUCGGCGCCGCACCACCCAGCGCUCUGCUCCCUCCAUUGAUGACUUUCAGAAUUACCUGCGGGUGGCUCUGCAGGAGCUGGACAGUGGCUGCACGGCCAAGACUCUACAGGUCCGCCCUUACGCCAGCGUAGAGGAGGUGUGCCAGCUGUGUGCCCAGAAGUUUAAGGUUUCUGACCCUCAGAACUAUGGCCUCUUCUUGCUGAUGGAGGGCAGCAGCCAGCAACUUGCACCGGACACCUAUCCUCAGAAGAUCAAAGCUGAGCUCCACAGCCGCCCACAGGCUACCCCCUUCCACUUCGUCUUCCGACGUGUUGCCAACAGCAGCAUUUUGUCGACAGCUCCCUUCGAUGCUAUCCCCAACCUGAAUGAGCUCAGCAUGGACCUGUCUGACUCCUCCCACCAAACCCGGCGAAGCUUACGCCUGUGCCCAGCUCCGAUCCUCAGCCUGACAGGGGGCCAGCUGGACGUUUGAACAGGGGCUUUGUCUCCCUGCUGUGAGAAUAUCACUCAUAAUCUCUAACAAACAUGGUGUCAGCAGACCAAAGGGGGCGAGCAUGUUGAAAUGAUUUAACUGUGCCAAACGGUGCCAGUCUUUACAAGGCCCGACUUCUCCUUUUGGAUGGCACGUCUGUCUCAGUCUACAUCCCCUUGCUGGAAAGUACUUUCCAACAGACAAGGUGAAAGAGGAAAGAAGGGAAGGAAAUGAAAGAGAUUGGGUCUUUUUUACCCUCCUUGGCAGAGCUCUUAUUGUCUAACCACACAUUUAUGGUAGAAAUGUAUGGCAUUAUGUACAGAUUUAUUGAAGAAAAUGUGUUCAGUCCUGCCUUAAUGCUGGUGCAUGAGUUGCAGUUUCACAGUCAGUUUUUAUUGUCGCUACCAUUGAGGUACGGGAAAUCAAUUAUAAAUCUUUGAUUCACUGCUUUAAAUAUAUCACAGAUUUAUUUAGGUAAUGUAUUAUUAACUGCUAUAUACUUGUUACAGUUGCUGGUAAACUGUAUUUUGUUGUUUAAGUUUUGAAACUGUUUAUGCUUUGGUCUGUUUGGGUGGGUUUAGGUGACACCAAGUGGUGCCUGGUGCACAUAGCAAUCUAAUAUUUGCCAUUAGAAUUAGGACAUUUCUAGUUAAACAGCCACUCAGCUGUACACUUACACUCAAGCAAAAUAUACAUUUGUUAUGUUUUUCUUUGCUGUAUCUGUAGCCCUUUAUCUGUAAAUUACAAUCCAGUCAUAUCCAGUCUAUGCGCAGGCUCAUGGUUCAUAAACCUCAGCCACUUGUUGCUGCAUGUGUUUUCACACAUCUGAUACAGACUGAAACCUGAAAACACACCUUGAUAGUUUCUUCUUUAAGCAUUCUUACUAGCAGACACAAAUUGAAAUGAAUAUUCUUAGAACUACAACAAUGCUUUAAUAAGAAACAGAUAUUGGGAGUGUUUAUAUAAGAAUUUGUAAAAUAUUAUUCCUGCAUGUAAUUUGUGUUUUAAGGUAAUGUUGGAAACAGGCAGGUCUGCCAGUGUCAAGAACAAUGUCACUUUCAUGGAUGUAUUUACUCAUUAUCCUGGUGAUAUGAACGAUACUUGUUGCUUAUUGCUUGUUAACUUUUCCAUUUAGAUUGACAACACGUAACAGAGAUUCAUAACUGUUUCUAUGUACUACUGACAGAUGAGAGGUUUUUGUUGUGCUGAGAAAAAAAGAGGGUAAAUGAAGCUUCUUGCAGCUCCGAGGUCUCAGCCAGGGAAACAAGCUGUGUGGUUGUUUGUGGAGAGAGAAAUGCCGAGAUGGUCUGUGACGCAGUCUGCAUCAGUAAUGACGUUGGUUCUGUCAGGAAACAUUACUUGAAAACGUUUCAGCGAGUGGAGAGGGAAGUGGAAGAUGAUGCAGGUGAAGGAAACCUGUUGGAGCUAGUAGAGAGGUAUUAAUAUCAUUUGUCAGUGUGUGUCACAGUAUAGCCUGUACGUAGCUCACCGUGUGUAUCUUUGUGGGCGCAGUGUUCACAGUCUGCAUUGCCAAGUUAUUGGCACUGUCUUUGAUUGGCAAAUUGAGUAUUUAUAUGUAUCUGUGCUGGGAUUUGUAAUAUUCUGUAAUGUGUCAAAGUAUAAUUUUAAUUCAGCAGAAAUCUUCCUGCUUGUUAUUUGCCAUUGAACAAUAUCAUGAAUUUUAUUUUGUACUUAAUAAACAUUUGAUCUCGA
Molecule: messenger RNA, 6371 nt
Organism: Platichthys flesus (European flounder)
Lineage: Eukaryota; Metazoa; Chordata; Actinopteri; Pleuronectiformes; Pleuronectidae
Product: ras and Rab interactor 2-like
Exons: 9
Coding region: 1740-4658 (972 amino acids)
Biological process (GO): vesicle-mediated transport; signal transduction
Cellular component (GO): cytosol; endocytic vesicle
Molecular function (GO): guanyl-nucleotide exchange factor activity; small GTPase binding
Source: RefSeq, a predicted model, not a curated record